Messenger RNA from Aspergillus neoniger CBS 115656, 336 nucleotides. RefSeq lists its product as uncharacterized. The transcript is spliced from 3 exons. The record is from RefSeq and is a predicted model, not a curated record. The coding region runs from base 1 to 336 and encodes 111 amino acids. Lineage: Eukaryota; Fungi; Ascomycota; Eurotiomycetes; Eurotiales; Aspergillaceae.
AUGCUUUGGGAAAAGCCAGGUGGCGGUGAACCGGCCCAGAUUACCUGGGACCUCAAGGAGCCAUUGACGGUCAAAUGGUCCCACGUCUCUGGAGAGGAGAACAAGGCCUUUUGCAUCUACCUCAUCAACCGCGUUGACUAUCCUCCAGUGACCGAGCUGGUCCUGCGCUACGCCGUCAUGGGCCGAGAUGAGGUUACUAUUCCUCCACCCGGCCCGAUGGAUGUCCCUCUUAAUUGCAACUACCGCCUUUGGGCUAGUGCUUGUGGAGACCCUGAGACUAUCUAUGCUGAGACGGAGCUGUUCUGCAUUGACAUUAGAGACAAUGCUGAUCUCUAG